Messenger RNA from Argentina anserina (silverweed cinquefoil), 923 nucleotides. Its product is annotated as transmembrane emp24 domain-containing protein p24delta7-like. Gene Ontology annotation, cellular component: endoplasmic reticulum-Golgi intermediate compartment; Golgi apparatus; COPII-coated ER to Golgi transport vesicle. The coding region runs from base 148 to 783 and encodes 211 amino acids. The record is from RefSeq and is a predicted model, not a curated record. Gene Ontology annotation, biological process: Golgi organization; intracellular protein transport; endoplasmic reticulum to Golgi vesicle-mediated transport. The transcript is spliced from 4 exons. NCBI's taxonomy places the organism in Eukaryota, Viridiplantae, Streptophyta, Magnoliopsida, Rosales, Rosaceae.
UCUCCUCCGUUUGGAGUCUCUCUAUUCCGAGAAGCUCAAACUCCGAUCAAACACUGUCUCCCAACCCCACCGAAUCUCUCAAUUUUUGUCACCCCAAAUCGAACCCCUCAUUGUUUAUCUCAUUGGAACCUUCCAGUUUCUGACACAAUGUCGCAGAUAUUGAUCAGUACAAUCUUGAUAUUGGGGUUAAUGUCAACAAUGGUGAUUUCGAUGCGAUUCGACCUUCAAUCUGGCGCCACUAAAUGCAUCUCAGACGAAAUAAAAAGCAAUUCCAUGACUGUUGGCAAGUACUCUGUUGUUAAUCCCAGUGAUGGCUUUCCUCUCCCUGAUUCGCACAAGCUCACUGUCAGGGUAACCUCACCUCAUGGGAAUAGUUAUCACCAUGGAGAUCUUGUGGAUUCUGGUAACUUUGCCUUCACUGCGGCAGAGACUGGUGAUUAUUCGGCAUGCUUUUGGGUGACUGAUCACAAGCCAAAGACGACGGUGACUAUUGAUUUUGACUGGAAAACUGGAGUUGCUGCCAAGGACUGGUCUAAGGUUGCCAAGAAAGGGCAGAUUGAAAUGAUGGAACUUGAGCUUAAAAAAUUGUACGAUACCGUGACGGCCAUUCAUGAUGAAAUGUUUUACCUUCGUGAAAGGGAGGAAGAAAUGCAACAACUUAACAGAUCAACUAACUCCAAGAUGGCAACGUUUAGCUUCCUUUCCCUUGUAGUCUGCUUGUCCGUGGCUGGUUUGCAAUUAUGGCAUCUCAAGAUGUUCUUUGAGAGGAAGAAGCUUCUCUAGUUCCACCACUUCGCCUCUUGUUUAACUCAUCCGUUCUGCAGUUAUAUAGAUCCUAUUCCUUUUCAGUAUUACGAGGCCAUAUUCCGAAAUUUCGGUACUGGCUGGUUCUACUGAGAGAGAGGUUAGCUGCUAGAAAAGGA